GGUGUGCCCUGCUGCAUGUGUCUCUCCACCUGUGUGAGGUGGCAUCCUGACUCCCCUGCUGGGCUAGUGUCGCAGGUGACCCCCAUUAUGACAAUGGCAUCCCUCAGUGAUGUCUUGCUUGUCUUCCUGGUUCUCCUCAGCACGGCCAGCGCAGAAGCGCCACAGGAGCACGACCCAUUCACCUAUGACUACAAAUCCCUACGGAUCGGAGGCCUCACUGUAGCCGGGAUCCUCUUCAUUCUGGGAAUCCUCAUUAUCCUCAGCAAGAGGUGCCGAUGCAAGUUCAACCAGCAGCAGAAGUGUAAAAUCACAAAGUGCGACGACACAAAAAUGCAAGGAAAGAGCAAGCUGCUCAGAAAUGAGAUCACCUCACGCGUGGCCCAGUUUAGCUCGCAGUUCUCUUCCUGGCGCGUCGGUUCAUCUUUAAAUAAAAAUGUAAAGCUCAAGCAAGAACCGGGGAACCUGAUGAAGAGGAGGGAACUUUCCGCAGCUCCAUCCGCCGUCUGUCCACCCGCAGGCGGUAGAGACAACUGGUGCCUGGGACUCCGCCAGGAUUCCCCCCGCACCAGUCGCCUUCCGCCCACCACCUGCGCGCCUCCAGCCACCGCGCCUGCCCCCCCAGCCUCGUCCCACGGACUCGCCUGCCGCCCAGACUUCCAAUAAAACGUGCUUUUUAUUCCUGA
This is a messenger RNA of Cavia porcellus (domestic guinea pig), 683 nucleotides long. RefSeq names its product FXYD domain containing ion transport regulator 1 (gene Fxyd1). The record is from RefSeq and is a predicted model, not a curated record. Gene Ontology annotation, biological process: regulation of sodium ion transmembrane transporter activity; monoatomic ion transport. NCBI's taxonomy places the organism in Eukaryota, Metazoa, Chordata, Mammalia, Rodentia, Caviidae. Gene Ontology annotation, cellular component: membrane. Gene Ontology annotation, molecular function: sodium channel regulator activity. The coding region runs from base 16 to 663 and encodes 215 amino acids. The transcript has 10 exons.